CAGUGAAGCUCCAGCGUGUGUGCACAGCUGUCAGGGAAGUCUGGAAAAAGUGCUUGUUUGUGGAGAAAAUACGGAUGGACAAUGUGAUAGUGACCAUUGUGUUUCUUUUAAAGCUCUAAUGAUGGAGGUUUAAGGAUGUUCUGGGAUUAUUGUGCAAUGCUUAUGUGGAAUAAGGUUUCAGCAUGGAAUUUCAUGGGGAAAACAGGCUCAGCACUUGAACUCCAGCCCAUAGUGAGGAGAACCUGGAAUUCACCAUUAUAUUUCAUUUAAACCUGUUUUAUCUGAACUGGAACUGUAUUUAUAAUUACUGUCAAGUGUAAAGUGUAGAGAGUAAAUCAUGCAUUUGGGAAGAGGACUGCUGUUUGUGCUUCUUUUGAACAGUGUAACCAUGAGUUUGUCUCUAUCAACCUGCACCACGGUGGACAUCGACCACAUCAAGAAGAAGAGGGUGGAGGCCAUCCGGGGUCAGAUCCUCAGCAAACUGAGACUGACCAGCCCGCCGCAGACCUUGGGCUCUAGUCAGGUGCCCUAUCAAGUGCUGGCUCUUUAUAACAGCACUAGGGAACUGCUGGAAGAGUUAGGACGCGACAGACAGCAGAACUGCGGACAGGACAACACUGAGACUGAGUACUAUGCAAAAGAAAUACACAAAUUCAACAUGAUCCAGGGAUCCCCUGAAAACAAUGACCUUCCCUACUGUCCCAAGGGAAUAACAUCUAAAGUGUUCCGCUUCAAUGUCUCCAGCAUGGAAAAGAACGCCACCAACCUGUUCCGAGCAGAAUUCCGUGCCCUGCGGGUGCCAAAUUCCAGCGCCAAGAGAAACGAGCAGCGCAUCGAGCUCUAUCAGAUUCUUCGUCCUGAUGAGCACAUUGCCAAACAGCGCUACAUCGGCGGCAAGAACGUUCUGACUAAAGGCACACUGGAGUGGGUUUCCUUUGAUGUUACUGAGACUGUACGAGAAUGGCUCAUGUACAGAGAGACAAAUCUCGGUCUGGAGAUCAGCGUUCACUGCCCGUGUCACACCUUUAACACCAACGGUGACAUCAUCGAGAACGUCAAUGAGGUGCUGGAGAUCAAAUUCAAAGGGAUGGAAGGAGAGUACGAGGAGCCCGACCGUUGGGAUUUGGUUCGACCAAAGAUGCAGAAGGAGCAGCUGAUGCCUCAUCUGAUCCUGAUGAUGUUGCCACCGCACCGCCUGGACGUACUGCCCACCUCCAGACGACGCAAACGGGCUCUGGACACCAACUACUGCUUUUCAAACUACGAGGAGAACUGCUGCGUCCGGCCGCUGUACAUUGACUUCCGGCAGGAUCUGGGCUGGAGGUGGAUCCAUGAGCCGAAGGGGUAUCACGCCAACUUCUGCUCAGGGCCGUGCCCGUACCUCCGCAGCGCCGACACCACGCAUAGCUCGUUGUUGAGUCUGUACAACACGCUGAACCCCGAGGCGUCAGCUUCCCCCUGCUGUGUUCCUCAAGACCUGGAGCCACUCACCAUCCUCUACUAUGUGGGCCGAACACCAAAAGUGGAGCAGCUCUCCAACAUGAUCGUCAAAUCCUGCAAGUGCAGCUGAGUGGUCUCGAGACCCCGACAGGGGUUCAAACUCUCAAGGGUAAAAUCAGUAGGACGCAGGGCAGAACUGGACUCUUGAAGAAUACCUCUGUACAUCCUUCUCACCUACAUCCAAACCCCAGAGCACCACCUUGUGUUCCAAGAUGACUGCGCUGCCUAAUGUUGCCCAAGGGACUUCUAGUCUGACGUUUGACGUGACUUUUCAAUGUUAUUUUUAAUGUGUAAUUUUCCUCAGCAUUUUGAAGUGCCUCUAGGAGAACCUCAUGGGCAUUUGUGAACUCUGAACUGGCAGUGCAAAACUUCAUAGCACCUGCACUCAGAGGAGACACUGCCUAUGCCUGCUGGAUUGACAGACUAAAGGGUUAAUGAGAGCUGACGUGUUUCUGUAAAAAGAUAUUCUGAUGUAAAUCUGUGCACGGCAUUCCCCCUUUCCGCACUAAUCGACACUGUUUGUCUAACAUGACGGUGUUAGAGAUAAUGUUAAUGCAAACAUGCUGGAAAGAAAGUGUGAAAAACAAUGUGUUUUGGUUAUGCUUACCUCUGUUACACAGCAGAAGUCUUUGAGAUUUGUGUUCUUCGAUGAAGCUGAUGACUUUAUGACGAUACAUUAAGUUUUACAUCACAAAAUGCUAAUGUUUUUACUGCUAUUACUCCUGAAAACACUUCUUUUUUUAAUUAAACAUAGUCCUGGACAAAACAAGCUGUCAUAGAAGUUUGACAUUUGUUGUAU
Xyrauchen texanus (razorback sucker) is the source of this 2299-nucleotide messenger RNA. Its product is annotated as transforming growth factor beta-3 proprotein-like. NCBI's taxonomy places the organism in Eukaryota, Metazoa, Chordata, Actinopteri, Cypriniformes, Catostomidae. The record is from RefSeq and is a predicted model, not a curated record. The transcript is spliced from 7 exons. Gene Ontology annotation, cellular component: extracellular region. The coding region runs from base 338 to 1570 and encodes 410 amino acids. Gene Ontology annotation, biological process: transforming growth factor beta receptor signaling pathway; SMAD protein signal transduction; BMP signaling pathway. Gene Ontology annotation, molecular function: cytokine activity; type III transforming growth factor beta receptor binding; type II transforming growth factor beta receptor binding.